ACAGUACACUGCCGCCACAAACAACGUCACCUUUGCAGCAUGUGUUGGUGGAGUCGCGCUCAUAUCAACUCCUGUUUAUUUUAUGAAGCGCUCAACCAGUGUGAAUAAUUAAGCUUAAGGAGAGCUGGAGGCUCGACCAUUCGUCUGCUAAUCACAACCUAAUCUUUGAUCAGUCAAGUUGUUGGUGAAUCAAUUGUGGGUAGAGUGGGGGAGUGUGGAAAACCAGGAGAAACGUUGUUGCUCCUUGACAUUACUGACACAGUAACUGGAGACACUUCCAGAUUACUCGCAGGCUGAAAACCUAAAAUGCAUCUCCUGCUGUGUGAAGUUGCCACCGUUUAAUGAUAAAUAAAAUAAAAAUACGUGAAACGCUAAACCAGUGUGUCAUUCAGUGCAGCGAGUGAUGAAGGCUCGAGCCUCUAUCCGGUAAUCACAAGGUAGAAAGCUAACCCAUUCAGUGGAGUUCUGAAGGUCUUGGAUUCGAUCUAAUCUGGCUCCCGGACUUUUCUUAAAAAGGGUACUUCGAGUUCCUAAUAGAAUUUGUUGCGCCCUUUGCUCUGUAACAGUCUCCAAUCCAAACGUGGGGCCAAUCCGCUUCAAAACCCAUACCUGGACAUUUGUAGUAGCAUUUACUACCCUUGCUCAGCCAUAUGAAAAAAAGAGAAUCUUUGUUUCUAGUAUCCCUUAACAACCUUUAAACUUUUGUGCUUCACUUGAGUUCUAGCACAAGAUACACGACUAAUUACUUUUCCUGGAAGUUGAUACUCAGCGCACUAUUAUUAUUGCACGUCUUAUAGUCAACAGUGCUUUUCUUCACAAACUGAAGUAAAGGAACACCAUAUCGAAUAAUAUUAAUCACAUAUGGGUGGAUAAGCACAAUAAUGGAAUCCAAGGCACACACUGGAGUUACAACAAGCUAGAGUUUACAACAAUCUGCGGAAGAACAAGUCAUUCAAAGGUUUUCUCGAUAUCAUGAGAUGGUAACAUUGGCAGAAGAAGCUUCUAGUUAGUUUACUGAUGCAAUAUGAUAAACAAGUGUCUUUUCAAAUCACUAGAGUGACCUUGCAAAAUUUAGUUAAGAUUUUAAUUUAAAAAAAUGGCCUGAAAGGUCCUCUGCGAAGAAAUUAUAAUUGCAAACAUGUAUUUAUCAUCAUAGAGGAUUCAGAUCAGGCUCUCAUGGCCCUUAAGGGAGUAGUAAAUGAGGGUUUCCAGCCCCACGCUGGCCACACCAGAGCCCAGUCUGACGAUAGAUAUGCCUGGUACGAUGCUGAGGCCGGACCUUUGGAACCUGACACGGGGAUGGCAGCCGAAGAUAGACGGCAGCAACAGCCUUCUGCAGCCAGCUGGCAAGAGACUGAGUCCUUGGCGACUACUAUGGACGUUGCUGCCCAAACUGAGGAAGCCCCUCAAACCAUUAGCUCCUGGAAAAUCCUUAGGACGAACGCUUCAGGGGAAGCGAGCACUUCGAUAUCAUCAGGGUCUUCGGAAUAUGUAGUGAUUGAAACCCGUUCCACUGGGUUCAACGCCGCUACACAAACUCGAGACGCGCCAUUAUUCCGCUAUACCGAUGCCCAAGUGUCAGAUAUGGUGAUGGCUUGGAGGAUGCUGACCAUCUUCAUGCCCUGUACGUGGUACUUGAUCAUGUAUGUGGUUGACCAGAUGACUUCAGUGAUAGUGGCUGUAGACUUCUGCUCGUCAGGGAACCAGUGGUGGUGCGGCGUCACUGUCACCUUCCUCGUCCUGCCCAGCCUGGCUAUCAAUGCUUACUCUUAUGAACAAUUGACGAGGCCAGACAUUGCUAGUGUUGCUCCAGUCAACAAGUGGCUGGCUAGACUCCUGUUCCUCAUCCAAGUGGCUCCCCACUACCUAAUCUGCCGCAAAGUCAUCUGGUGUUUCCGUGCUUGGCGAGCCCAGAGCUGGCAACAAAAAAAGCAACAGCAGCAGCAGCAGCAGCCACAAGAAACGCAACAGCAACAGUAUUUAACACUGAGGAAGCUACCGCAGGAGCUGUGGGAACAGGCGAGAGCGGAGACUGACUCAGCCACAGUAAAAUGGUUUCAUUCAUUGCUAGAGUCUGUACCUCAACUCAGUAUCCAGUCUUAUAUCAUGAUGGUAAUGGUGCAGCCAACUCAUAACUAUGGUGUUCUCACGGGAGCACUGAUAGCGAGUGUGGUGUGAGUUUUAACUUCAGCAUCGUCUGGCCUGGCUUCUGUACUCAGUGAACGAGCUUGGGAACGUGUUGCAGCAUCCAUGGCUAUAUUCCUUACUCUAGGUUCUCGUGUGUUGGUGUGUGGAGGAGUGGGUACCAUCCACCCAGCUCUCUGGUUUGCCCCCAUCGCUUCAGCAACCUUACUUGGUUUCGUUACCAAGAUAGCAGAGUCCAAGGGAGUUACCUUCGUCGCCAUCAUCACCAAGACGCAUAAAUAUGCCUUUGAAGCCUUAAUGAUGGCAGCUGUGUGUCCUCCCUUCAACACGGUGGGAGUGUUCGCCUCCGCUCCCUAUGUGUUAGCCGGAAUCUGUUUCCUUAUGCUUGACCCAGGAGCUUUCGCCAACAUCGGUGUCUUCCUGUUCUCCAUUCUUGGCCAGAGCGUCUGGCUCGCUGUCGGUUUCUUUGUGACCAAGUGAUCAUUUUCCCACUGUGACAACAUCGAGAACCUUGAAAAUAGUGAUGGUUUUCUCUACCACAAUAACUUUCCUAACAGAGACCUCACGAAUUACGCUUCCCCCUAUCAUAAGAAAUUUCAUAACAAUUGAGGCAAGGCCAAUUAUAUUAUUUAAGGCACUUGUGCUCUCACGUUUGGAAUGUUAUAUGCUCAGGGCUCCUUUCAAGGCAGGCGGGAUAAUUACGCUCAUUAUUUGCAUCUCAUAAAAUAAUAUGUUCUUUGAGUUAUUAGAGCAUUUUACAGUAAUUUUUAUAUAGUUUAAAUAUUACCUUUUAAAAAUCACAGAACGGGUGGGGAUCGAGCCCAUGACAGGGGAGUCCAAAACUCCUGAGAGUUUUAAAGACUCUCUGCCAUAGGUACUCCUGUCUGUGUACCUUUUCUUCUAGGCUUUGCUUUCGUCCCUAUUUCCACUGUGACUUUUUCAAAUCGUUUGUUCAACAUUGCACAGACUUUCUUGUCGUUUACGUGAGCUCUUUCUUCAAUCGAAUUAUCUGGUCUUUUACUGUCGUCUUUGUUUUGGUGUGGUUAUGGAAGAGUUUUGGUUCAGACUUGGCUUUUGCUGUGUCAUUCUCAAAUUGUCGCUCAGCCACUGUCCUCUCCCUAGCACAUUCGUUUCUGGCUAAUCUGUUCACCUCUUUGCUCUCGUCUGCCCUUUGCUGUCUAAUAUUGUUUCCACGCUUUUAUGCAUUUCCUUUUUUGCGUUUCUGCAUUUCGGGUUUAACCAAGAGGCUCUCUCUCUCUCUCUCUCUCUCUCUCUCUCUCUCUCUCUCUCUCUCUCU
This is a messenger RNA of Cherax quadricarinatus, 3442 nucleotides long. NCBI's taxonomy places the organism in Eukaryota, Metazoa, Arthropoda, Malacostraca, Decapoda, Parastacidae. The record is from RefSeq and is a predicted model, not a curated record.